UGUACCCUUAGACGACGUAGUGAAGAAGCACAACAGACCCUUGUCAAUGGCCUGCAAGAAAGUGGACUCCAUGCAUCCCUCUCUAUCUCCUCAGCACCUUGCCCAAUGUCACACCCCUCCAAGAGGCUGUCAAUGCCAGUACCACCUGCAAACUCUAUGACAAAUAAUAAUAUAAAUGAAUCUUACAGUCGUGAAGUUACUGACAGUGAAAACCAAGUAACAGGAUCAGAAGCUAAUGGUCCCAGUGGUUUGCAUAAAGAUGAAAUACAGAGAACAUUGGGCAGAAAACAAGCUGAGCCUACCUUCAAGAGGGUUAAGACAGAAAGCAGCUUUGAAGAAAAAGCAGCAGGAUCUUCAGAAGAAUUAUCACAGAUUAAGGAAAAGAGUGAGUCUUAUAAUCUUCCCCCUGAUGCUGAGAGCAUGGAAGCUGAAGCCAUUGAAGACGGUAGUGACAGCAGCAGUAGUAGUAGCAGCAGCAGUAACUCUGAUAAUGCCAAGACAGAGGUCAUGGAUUCAAGAGAAGCAGAGGCUACUUGCCAAACAGUGAAAAGUAAUAAUAAGGAAGCCAAAUCAUUUCAUGAUAGACUUGGUCAACAAGUAGGAACCAGUGAGUUUAUUAAAGAGGAUUCCACUCAACUAACAAAGGACAUUAGACACAAAGUUCAGGUUCAGGAAGAUACUUCAUUGUCAUUAUCCCCAGAAGUGUGUUCUUCAAACAGUUCCAGUAGAGGUGGAACAAAAAAGCUUGAGGAGCAGAUUGACACACCUGGUUCAUUAUCAACUUCUGUACCAACUAAAAAUGCUGAGGGAAGUCCAGAUUCUGUCGAAGGCACUUCAGGAAUAAAUCAUCAGCAACAGGAACAGAUGAAAGAAUCACCUCAGGUAAGGUCUUUUCAGAUCCUAAUUAACUGUUUUGAAAACUUUUACUGCUGUACAUAAUUAUGUUUACAAAUCGUCUUGAUAUUUCUGAAUAUUUGCUAGCUAGCCUUUCAAUUCUGCCAUUUUCCUUACACAUAAUGUGGAGAUAAUCAAUAGCUAGGAUAAAGAUAAUCCAGUGUUGAUAAUGGCCAGUAACUAGAAUAUUAAAGAUGAUGCAAUGUUGAUGAAUAAAAAAAAACUGUGAAGAUGCUUUUGU
Molecule: messenger RNA, 1135 nt
Organism: Cherax quadricarinatus
Lineage: Eukaryota; Metazoa; Arthropoda; Malacostraca; Decapoda; Parastacidae
Source: RefSeq, a predicted model, not a curated record